AUGCUUUGCUCCACGGGCCGCCUCUUAGCGGUCAAGGCGACCACGCUGCCCGCCCAGCCCUCAGCUCCGGGCUCCGCGCUUCGCUGGCGGUGGAAGGAACUACACUUCCCGGGCCACCCCGCGCUGCCCCUUUGUGACUUCUUGGCGGGGCAGCGGACAAGACCAAGUGUGCCACCGGGCCGGAGGGUUGUCCUGAGGAGGGGAAGGAUGCCGCCCGUAAUGGGCGGAGGUCUGUCAGGGUCCGAGCUGCGCGCCCGACGGGGCCGCUGUAGGUCCCAGGCCAUUAGGACCGUGGGCCCGGACGUGGCGGCUGAGGAUGCAGCGCCAAGCUCCAAAGGGCCUGCUCAGGGCUCGCGGCGCCUCGAGGCAGCCGGCGGGUGGGCCCUGCUGGUCCUGGUGACGCUGCUAUCCUUUGCCACCCGCUUCCACCGACUGGAAGAGCCGCCGCACAUCUGUUGGGAUGAGACUCACUUCGGGAAGAUGGGAAGUUACUACAUCAACCGUACCUUUUUCUUUGACGUGCACCCGCCUCUGGGAAAGAUGCUGAUAGGUCUUGCUGGCUACCUGAGUGGAUAUGAUGGUACUUUUUUAUUCCAGAAGCCUGGGGACAAGUAUGAGCAUCAUCACUACCUGGGAAUGAGAGGAUUCUGUGCAUUCCUGGGUUCCUGUCUGAUUCCCUUUGCCUACCUCAUAGUUCUGGAGCUGUCCAGGUCUCUCCCAGCUGCACUACUCACAGCUGCCCUCCUCAUCUGUGACACGGGAUGCCUCACUCUGUCUCAGUACAUCCUCCUUGACCCCAUCCUGAUGUUCUUCAUCAUGGCUGCCAUGCUGAGCAUGGUCAAGUACAACUCCUGUGCGGACAGGCCCUUCUCUGUCCCCUGGUGGCUCUGGCUGAGCCUGACUGGUGUGAGUCUCGCUGGCGCUCUUGGGGUCAAGUUUGUUGGCCUCUUUAUCAUUCUGCAAGUGGGCCUGAACACCAUUUCAGACCUUUGGCACCUGUUUGGAGACCUCAGUCUUUCACUGGUGACUGUGGGGAAACACCUGCUUGCUCGCAUCCUGUGCCUCAUAGUGCUGCCCCUGGCUCUCUACACGGCCGUGUUUGCUGUUCACUUCAUGGUGCUGAGUAAAAGUGGUCCUGGCGACGGCUUCUUCAGUUCUGCCUUCCAGGCCCGCCUUUCAGGGAACAACCUGCACAAUGCCUCCAUCCCUGAACACCUGGCCUAUGGCUCUGUGAUCACUGUGAAGAACCUGCGCAUGGCCAGCGGCUAUCUCCAUUCCCACAGGCACCUCUACCCCGAGGGUGUUGGCGCACGGCAGCAGCAGGUCACCACCUAUUUGCACAAGGACUACAACAACCUGUGGAUUAUCAAGAAACAUAAUACAAACUCAGAUCCGCUAGAUCCUUCAUUUCCAGUGGAGUUUGUGAGACAUGGAGACAUCAUUCGACUAGAACACAAAGAAACUUCUCGGAAUUUACAUAGUCACUACCAUGAGGCACCAAUGACCCGGAAGCACUAUCAGGUCACUGGCUAUGGCAUAAAUGGGACAGGGGACUCCAAUGACUUCUGGCGGAUUGAGGUUGUAAACAGAAAACUUGGAAACCGGAUCAAAGUGCUGAGAAGUCGGAUUCGCUUCAUCCAUAUGGCCACAGGUUGUGUCCUGGGCUCCUCAGGAAAGGUCUUGCCCAAGUGGGGCUGGGAGCAGCUGGAAGUUACUUGCACCCCGUACCUGAAGGAGACCCUCAACUCCAUCUGGAACGUGGAGGACCAUUUUAAUCCCAGAUUGCCGAACAUCAGUCUGGACGUGCUGAAGCCCAGUUUUCCAGAGAUCUUGCUGGAGUCGCACAUGGUCAUGCUCCGGGGGAACAGUGGUCUCAAACCCAAAGAUAAUGACUUCACAUCCAAACCUUGGCAUUGGCCUAUCAACUACCAGGGCCUGCGCUUCUCAGGUAUCAAUGACACGGACUUCCGAGUCUAUCUGCUCGGCAACCCGGUGGUUUGGUGGCUGAAUCUGUUGAGCAUCGUCCUCUACUUCCUCGCAGGAAGCGUCGCUGCUGUGGCUGUGCAAAGAGGGGUCCAGCUGCCAGCCAAAGUGGAAGGGCUGUCCCAGGUCCUGCUGCAAGGCGGCGGUCAGGUCCUGCUGGGCUGGGCGCUCCAUUACUUCCCGUUCUUCCUGAUGGGCCGGAUCCUCUACUUCCACCACUACUUCCCGGCCAUGCUCUUCUCCAGCAUGUUGACAGGGAUUCUGUGGGACACACUCCUGCGGCUCUGUGCCUGGCGCCUGGCCUCCUCCUCCCUGGCCAGGGGCAUCCAUGUGGGGGGCAUCCUGAGCCUGCUCCUGGCAACUGCCUACAGCUUCUACCUCUUCCACCCUCUGGCCUACGGGAUGAUUGGUCCCCUCGCGCAGAACCCCCUCAGUCCAAUGGCAGGACUGAGGUGGCUGGAAUCCUGGGACUUCUGA
Elephantulus edwardii (Cape elephant shrew) is the source of this 2460-nucleotide messenger RNA. RefSeq names its product protein-O-mannosyltransferase 2 (gene POMT2). Gene Ontology annotation, cellular component: membrane; endoplasmic reticulum. Gene Ontology annotation, biological process: protein O-linked glycosylation via mannose. Gene Ontology annotation, molecular function: dolichyl-phosphate-mannose-protein mannosyltransferase activity. The record is from RefSeq and is a predicted model, not a curated record. Lineage: Eukaryota; Metazoa; Chordata; Mammalia; Macroscelidea; Macroscelididae.